AUGGCCACAAUCGCCCUCCCCCGUCUGAUUGCCUCGCACCGCUCUCCUCCCAACAUCGGCUCUCUUUCGACGACAAUCACGCUCGAGAACAUUAGCCAGCAACCGACACAAUGCCCCACGCCUGUCACACCCGUGCCAAAUAAGCACAUCCCCGUGUGUCCCCCAGGCCCCGUACCCCAGGAACAGCCCAGCACGCCGCCACCGUCGCCGGGGAAGGAAGACGAGGACCAGGCCUAUCGCUCGCUGCUGUUUCCGCCGGACAACUACACUCGUCUCGAGUCGGGCAACCAGUCCCUCUACAAAAUCAACGCCGCCGACGUGGUGGCAGCAUUGGACCAUAUCUCGCGACAGCCGCUGCCCGACCCCUCGCUGGUCUUCCCCUGGUUCCAUGGCCUGCAUCCCCAGAACCAGAUCCAGCUGGCCUUCUUCAUAGCGCGAAAGCGCACUUUGAGGAGAACGCCCACGUGCCUGCGCGGCAUCACGCUUGUCAAGGCCGAUGGAGACGUGAGCGUCUCGCGCCUCAAGGGCGCUAUCCCGCCCCAUGAAUUCCUGCAGCUGGGAGGUGCUGCCGCCGAGUUCCUCGAGGCUGAUCCAAGGGAAGGCUUUUCCGUCCGAAACUUCCAGAUCCAGGCCGCCAAGUCGGCCAUGACAUCGGACAUCAUUGUCUAUGGCGACGACGACGUGACCGUGCGCAAGCUGGGCUGGGAUAUUGUCGCCGCCCAGCAGAGGUGGCGGGCCAAGCACGAGAAGCAGAGGUUCACGGCACCCGUCUAUAACACUUUUAUCUGCGUCGGCCCUUUCAGCGACUUUGAAAACCUGCAUCCCGAGGUUGUCGCCGUUGACUCGGCCGGCCGGCUGACGGGCAACGUCAUGGACUUUUUCCACCAGGAACGGAAGGAGAUGUAUGCCAUGACCCAGGCCUCGGAGAUAUCCCACAACGUGUGGCUGGGCCCGACUCCCGACCCGGCAGCCGCUGUCGAAGAGCAUGGCUGCGAAGUCCUCAUAGAAUGCAGCGACCUGGGGCGGCUGAAUCCUAGCACCCUACAAGCCAUUGCCGAGGGUUGCGGCGAUGCCACCGCCCGCCAGCUUUUUGUUGACUUCCCCUCGUCCGGAAGCAUUCUCCCGCCAACUUGGUCGCACACCGAGGCGGACGGCAUUCUAGAAACGUGCAAGUGGAUAUACCAUCUGGCGCACGGCACGCACCCGUCUGUUCCAGCCGAUGCCCAGACUGGCAGAGAUGGCCAUGGUUCGAUGGUAGACACGCCAGAAGGAACGCGCGAACUCAACCUGCGCCCUAGGAAAGUGCUCAUCCACUGCGCCGACGGAUACACCGAGUCGACGCUCCUCGCUAUCGCGUACUACAGCUACAGCACGGGGCGGCCUAUUCCUGACGCCUGGCUCAACUUGCAUACCGAGAAGCAGCGCAACUUCUUUGCCUAUCCCUCAGACGUGGCGCUGCUGACUGCCAUUGCGCCUCGGCUUCUGCACGAGUCCCCGGUGCACGCCGGCGAGAGCCUCGCCGACAUUACAGCGCUAGUCAGGGACGAGCCCAGGUGGUUUUCCGGCUUUGACGGCUCCUUCCCCAGCAGAGUUCUUGAUUAUAUGUACCUCGGCAACCUCGGGCACGCCAACAACCCCGACCUGCUCCGGUCUUUAGGCAUUAGCCAGAUCCUCAGCGUCGGCGAGACGGCCAUGUGGCGAGAGGGCGAGCUCGAAGAAUGGGGGCCGGAAAACACGUGUGUCGUCCAUGGGGUCCAAGAUAAUGGCAUCGAUCCUCUGACAGACGAGUUUGAAAGAUGUUUGGAGUUUAUCGAUCGCGGCCGGCGCAAUGGUACAGCAACCCUUGUCCACUGCCGAGUGGGCGUCUCCCGCAGCGCCACCAUCUGCAUUGCAGAGGUUAUGCGAACCCUUGACAUAUCAUUCCCUCGGGCCUACUGUUAUGUCCGCGCCCGCCGUCUCAACGUAAUCAUCCAGCCCCAUCUCAGGUUCGCAUACGAGCUUCUGAAAUGGGAGGAAAUGCUUGGGACGGGGGCCAGCGCCACCGGCGAAAUCAAGCGCGAGCUGGAAUGGGGUGAGAUCGCCAGGGAGGUCGCGUUGAUGAACAGGCCCUAUGCGAGAUGA
Lasiosphaeria miniovina is the source of this 2121-nucleotide messenger RNA. RefSeq lists its product as uncharacterized. Gene Ontology annotation, biological process: nuclear DNA replication; protein dephosphorylation. Bases 1 to 2121 code for a protein of 706 amino acids. The record is from RefSeq and is a predicted model, not a curated record. The transcript has 2 exons. NCBI's taxonomy places the organism in Eukaryota, Fungi, Ascomycota, Sordariomycetes, Sordariales, Lasiosphaeriaceae. Gene Ontology annotation, molecular function: protein tyrosine/serine/threonine phosphatase activity.